CGAGUUUCGCCAACGGGACUGUUACUUGCCGACUAGCUUGACGGAAAGUGAUUCAGUUCUCUUCACAUUUCCUCUGGAGUAAGACGUAGAAAAAACAACGUCGUAGAGUCUGUCAACCUAUAUUUUAAAACAAACAAACAGCAAGUAGGAGAACAUGGGUGCACCGAAACCGAUUGAAAACGAGAAGCCUCCAAACCAGGAAGAAUCCACUUCUAGUCUCGGAGAUGACGAAGCGUUCAACGCAGACAUCAUUCUCGAACAUUUGGGCAAAUUUGGCUGGUUUCAAUUGAAAUACUUACUCUGCAUCGGAUACGGCCUUCUCUUCCCGACGUCCUGCAUUUUAAUUUACGUCUUCGUAGGAGCCACCCCAUACCACAGGUGCUUUGUCGACGGAUGCGAUGAUCCCGUUGACCCAGUCUACAAAGCUGAUUGGCUUAACGAGUCGAAUGCCCUCAACAGUCUUCUCAGUUCUCCUCGGAAUAAGGGAUGGCAGUGCAACUUUACAGAUUUUGGGAACAUACCGAACGCUUCUAAACCAGAGUGCGCCUACAGCAAUUACACUGCGAACGUCAAAUGCGAUCAGUGGGUUUUCGACAAAUCCGUCUUCACCAGUACAAUCGUUACUGAUUAUCUCCUGGUAUGUGACGAAUCGUGGAAAGUUACGUUUGGUUCGUUUAUUACCAUGUUGGGUGUGUUACUGGGCGCUUUUUUCCUAGGUCCUCUACCCGAUUUGAUCGGACGACGAACGUCAGUUGUCGUCCUAGGAACAUGGAUUGCUUCAUUUGGCAUUGGUUCGUGCUUCGCUCCCAAUUUUGACGCUUUUGCAGCGAUUCGAUUUCUCACGGGUAUGGGUGGUGUUUCCGUUAUGCAAGCGCUCAUCAUUUGGGGACUUGAAGCGCAGCGUCCGGCGAUGCGAAUCAAAUUUAUUUGCCUCAUUUAUUGUUUCCAAUCUAUUGGAAACCUCAUCAGUGGAUGUUUGGCAUAUUUCAUCCGUGACUGGGUAACGCUGCAACUCUGCAUAUUUGUGCCGAUGGGGACGAUGGUUGUUACCUACUUCAUUUUACCCGAAUCGACUCGCUGGUUAACGGUUAAAAAGAGGUACCCAGAAGCGAAAGUGAUUUACGAAAAUGCGGCGAAAUUAAACAAGAAAGAAAUCCCUCCCCAUUUGCUGGUCAUUCCGUCUGAAAUCCCAGCAAAAUCCGUUGAGGCCGGUGAAGCAGAAGGAGCCCCGGCCGCGGCUGCUUCUCACGAUUCAAACCCCAUCGGUUCGGCUUUAAAAGUUUUAAAGACGCGAUGCCUACUAGUUCGUCUUUUGAUCCUCUGUGGCACUUGGCUUGCCCAGUUUUUGUGCUAUUACGGUCUAUCUUACGCGGCAUCGAAUUUGUCCGCCGAUAUUCACUUUAACUACAUUUUAGUCAUAUUGGUGGAAAUUCCGGCGUACGUAACUGGAAUGUUCGCUAUGGACUAUUUUGGAAGAAGACCUAUCCUGAACUUUACUUUGAUAGUGGGUGGAUCAUUCUGCCUUGUUGCCGGCCUAAUUUCCAAAGAGUUCAAUACCGUCAUCAUUGUAUUCUCGCUAAUGGGCAAAUUUUGUACCUCCAUGUUAACGGUGGCUAACAACGCCUUUACGUUUGAGCUAUUCCCUACUGUUUCGCGAGGAAUCACUAUCGCUUUGUGCUCGACGAGUGGAAAAGUGGGAGCGAUUAUCGCCCCUUAUAUUGCGGCCAUGGGUAUCGUCAAUCGCAGUCUACCUUAUGUCAUUUUUGGAGCCAUCAGUUUGGCCAUUGGAGUUUUGACACUGUGGCUACCGGAAAGUAAAGGUCGUGGCACUCCAGCAACCGUACAAGAGGCUAUCGACUUGGAAAACACAAGAAUUGAUAUUAUAUCAUAUUUCCGCCGUUUCAAGAAAUCAGCUUCGACGGACGCUACUGAUAAUUCUGCUACCCCGCCAUCCGUCAGUUCAUAGCCUUUCCAACAACCAACUUAUGGAUUCUAUGUUUACUCGACAUGUAUUUAACCUUUGUCGACAUGUAAAAAGUAAAUAAAUCUAACCGCUUUAUCAAUUAA
Daphnia pulex (common water flea) is the source of this 2067-nucleotide messenger RNA. RefSeq names its product solute carrier family 22 member 4-like. The transcript has 12 exons. Bases 155 to 1966 code for a protein of 603 amino acids. Gene Ontology annotation, cellular component: membrane. NCBI's taxonomy places the organism in Eukaryota, Metazoa, Arthropoda, Branchiopoda, Diplostraca, Daphniidae. Gene Ontology annotation, biological process: transmembrane transport. The record is from RefSeq and is a predicted model, not a curated record. Gene Ontology annotation, molecular function: transmembrane transporter activity.